Molecule: messenger RNA, 2505 nt
Organism: Carassius auratus (goldfish)
Lineage: Eukaryota; Metazoa; Chordata; Actinopteri; Cypriniformes; Cyprinidae
Gene: prkg1l
Product: protein kinase cGMP-dependent 1, like
Exons: 20
Coding region: 173-2203 (676 amino acids)
Biological process (GO): protein phosphorylation
Molecular function (GO): ATP binding; cGMP-dependent protein kinase activity
Source: RefSeq, a predicted model, not a curated record
UGCGGUGGAGACAUGAUUCAAACAUUCGCACUCUGCUCUUCCUCAGUAUUUCUAAAGCGGACCAGCUCCAUCACUGUAGUUCCCUGAGGGCAAAUCGCUUUCGGUCUGUUUGUAUUUCCCAAGUUCCUUGCCCAUAUUAUUCAGUCCCUCCCUGUCCCCUUAUACAGGGCUGAUGGGGACUCUCCGAGAUCUUCAGUUCGCGCUCCAGCUGAAGAUAGAGGAGUUACGGCAGAGAGAUGCUCUCAUCGACGAGCUGGAGCUGGAGCUCGACGCUAAAGAUGAUCUGAUCCGCCGCCUGCAGGGGGAGCUCGACCGUCUGCGGCUCUCCGCUCCUGGCGCCUCGGCAGAUGGUCAACAAUGUGUCUCUUCCCUGAGAGUGAGAAGAAAAGCUCUGCUAACAGAACCAGUUACCUUGGAGCCGAAACUAGUCUUACAAAACCCACCAAUCAGCCACUGCAAAAGUCAAGCGUCACAGCAGCUAAUAGAAUCGGCUCUGGCAGAAAAUGAGUGUAUGAAAUAUCUAAACAGGGAUCAGAUGCGGUGUUUGGUGGAUUCUGCCUACCCCAUAACGCUCAAACAGGGUAUGAGUGUUGUCCAGGAAGGGGAUAAUGGGACCCAGGCAUAUAUAGUUGAAGAGGGAAAACUGGAGGCAUCCAGGGCUAGCCAGAGGCUGCACAUCAUUGAGCCAGGGAUGAUGUUUGAAGAACUGGCCCUCAUUCAUAACCACACCUGUUCCAAUACUGUCACAGCUCUGGUGAACAGCAGGCUGUGGGUGAUGGAGGGUCAAGUGUUUCAGAGGAUCAUGCAGAGGAACGGCCUCGCCGCUAUCACACAGUCUCUGCAUAUCCUGCGCAGUGUGGCACCGCUCUGUGUGUUUCCAGAAGAUGUUCUCGUGAAAGUGUCUGAUUCCCUGGAGGAGUCACACUACAAUGAUGGUGAUUAUAUAAUUCAAAAUGGAAAUCCAGGAAACAAACUGUACAUUUUGAGUCAAGGCCAGGUGAAAGUUUUAGAGAAGCACUCUGAAGCCUGUGAGGAGAGUAUGAUUGUGUCUGUCCUCACCAGAGGGGAUUGUUUUGGAGAGAGAGGAGACGACGUGAGGUCGAUGAGCGCUCUUGCCGCAGGCGAUGUGACAUGUUUGGUCAUAGACAGAGAGGUUUUCAGAAAAGUAACUGGAGGCUUGGAUGAUGCCAGAAAAAAUCCUAGCAACAAGGCCAGAUCAAAUGCAGAUGAAGAUGGGUCUGCGCUUGGUGAAACGUCUCUAAGCAGUUUUCAGGUGCUGUGUAAUCUUGGAGAAGGACAGUACGGUCACACUCAGCUUGUCCAUCUGAAGAGUGACUCCAACUGUAAGUUUGCACUGAAGACCAUUAGAAAACAGGCGAUACAGAGCCCAGGCCAAAGAGAGAGGAUACUCGCAGAGAAACACAUCCUGAUGGAUCUCCAAAGUCCAUUUAUAACAAGGUUGCAUUGUACCUAUAAAGAUGCUCGGUGCCUGUAUAUGCUGAUGGAGGCUUGUGAAGGUGGAGAUCUGUGGAAUUUACUAAAAGAGAGGGGGUCACUCGAAGAAGAUGCUGUUCGCUUCUAUGCAGCGUGUGUGCUGGAAGCUCUUAGUGUACUACACGCCAAAGACAUUGUUCACAGAGACCUGAAACCUGAAAAAGUGCUCCUAGACCGGCGAGGAUACGCUAAACUGACAGGGUUUGGUUGUGCUAAGAAGCUGGGCUCUUUGCACAGAGCCUGGUCGUUCUGUGGAUCUGUGGGUUAUCAGCCUCCAGAGGUCAUUCUGCAUCAAGGUCACAGUCUGUCCGCAGAUUUCUGGGCUCUAGGGAUGUUGCUGUAUGAAUUGCUCAUUGGCAGUCCCCUGUUCUCUGGCUCGGAGCGGCUGAAGGUUUAUACAGCAUCUCUGAAGGGAAUAGAUGAGCUAGAGUUCCCAAAAACCAUCAGCAGGACUGCAGCACAUCUCAUCAAGAGCCUCUGCAGGCUCAACCCCUCAGAGAGACUGGGCCAGAGGAACGGGGUCAAGGACAUCUUCAAACACAUGUGGUUUGAAGGCUUCGACUGGGAAGGACUUCAGAAGGGCACAUUGACUCCACCAGUAAUACCAAACGUUCCCUGUGUCUCUGAUCACGGAGGAUCAUCCCUCCUGCCAGAAACCCACACUGAAGCAGCACCACUGGAUGAUUCUGGCUGGGAUGUAGAUUUUUGAGUUGUACAAUAAUGAUAUUGAAAAUGUAAACUGCAAAAAAUUAUGGACUCUGGUCUUCAUUUUGCAUUGACUUUGCAGUUGAUUAUUUUAAUUAUAUAUUUUUUCUGAGUUGGCGACAGUGCACAGCUUCAGGACUGGAAUUACAUUGCACUGCAAGUGUGUCGAAACGCACGAAAUGAAAAUGUACAUCAUUCCUAUUGGAUUUCUUUUUUAAUGGAAGCUUAUUUCAGUCACAGAAUAAAAAAUAUACAAGUAGCAUUUACUUCAUUCUUUUUUCAGAAUUCCAUGAUAUAAUCUCUCAA